Molecule: messenger RNA, 1695 nt
Organism: Rhododendron vialii
Lineage: Eukaryota; Viridiplantae; Streptophyta; Magnoliopsida; Ericales; Ericaceae
Exons: 3
Coding region: 325-1530 (401 amino acids)
Biological process (GO): regulation of gene expression; ubiquitin-dependent protein catabolic process
Cellular component (GO): peroxisome
Molecular function (GO): RNA nuclease activity
Source: RefSeq, a predicted model, not a curated record
AAAGAAACUUCACGCUCUGCUUCUUCAACUCUCUCUCUCUCUCUCUCUCUCUAGCGUACGUACUCCCAAAGAAACUUCACGCUCUGCUUCUUCAACUCUCUCUCUCUCUCUCUCUCUCUCUCUCUCUCUAUAGUAUGCUUGUGUGACUGUACAUAUAUAAGAUUUGGAAAAUUGUGAUCUCUCUUCCCUGGGUACUCGAUUUCAGUUGAUCUAGUUUUCUUGCAGAGAAAAGAAGAGUAAAAUCUCCAUCGGAAGCUGCAUAUCAGAAAAUUUAGACGAAAAAAAAUCAGCAGCAGGAAUAUUUGAGUUUUCGACAAGUGAGUGAUGGCUAGUACAAGUGCAUCAGAAUUGAUGUUGUCUUCUGGAACCUCAGAACAAAGCGGGGCACAUGGUGAAAAUUCAAACACACCACCUUCACAACAGAGCGGAAACUCCUCGCAAGGUCCUGUGGCUAUUCUUUGGGACAUUGAGAACUGUCGUGUCCCUCGUGAUGUACGCCCAGAAGACGUGGCUGGCAACAUCAGGAUGGCCGUACGGGUCCAUCCGAUUAUUAAGGGACCUGUUACCUUGUUCUCUGCCUAUGGGGAUUUUAAUGUCUUCUCUAGGAACCUGAGGGAGGGAUGCCAAAGAACUGGUGUCAAACUCAUAGAUGUACCAAAUGGGAGAAAAGAUGCCGCUGACAAGGCCAUAUUGAUUGAUAUGUUUCUUUUUGCCCUUGACAACCCUCCACCAUCUUCCAUCAUGCUGAUCUCUGGGGAUGUUGACUUUGCUCCGGCUCUACACAUACUAGGUCAACGCGGCUAUACGGUGAUUCUUGUCAUUCCUUCUGGGGUGGGUGUUUCAUCUGCCCUUCGUAAUGCAGGUAGGUUUGUGUGGAACUGGCCUAGCGUGGCCGGUGGCGGUGGGGAAGGCUUUGUACCACCCUCCAGGAAUCUAAUUCGACCGCGCGUAGGUCCUGCCAAGAUUGCGGGGCAUCUGAUGGGGUGCCACAUCAAUGACAACCCAAAUGGUAUGAACGAAGGGUUAGGGUUAUCAAACACUGAACCAAAAACCAUGUCAACUCCAAAGAAAAUCGUCCUGAAAUCCUCCGACGGUGAGACCUUCGAGGUUGAGGAGACCAUGGGCCUGAAAUCCCAAACCAUCAAGCACAUGAUCAAGGACAACUGCGCCGACAACACCAUCCCCCUCCCCAACGUCAACAGCAAGAUCCUCGCCAAGGUCAUCGAGUACUGCAGGAAGCACGUCGAGGCCUCUGGCUCCAGCAAUGCCAACGACCUCGGCAAGGACGCGGCCGACGACGAGGCUCUCAAGAAGUGGGACAAGGAGUUCGUCAACGUCGACCAGGGCGUGCUCUUCGAUCUCAUCUUGGCGGCAGAAUAUCUUAACAUCAAGAGCCUGCAAGAUUUGACAUGCCAGACUGUGGCGGACAUGAUCGAGGGAAUUACUCCAGAGGAAAUCCUUAACAACAUGAGCUAUUUCACUCCGGAGGAAGAAGAGGUUCGCAGGGAGAAUGCUUGGGCAUUUGAGUGAAAACAAAAAGGGAUGGGCAUUAUGUUAGUAUCAGAGGAUUUCCAUCUUUUUGAAAGCUGCUUCAUACACAUUUCGUUUAUGUUAGUAGAUAUAUGUGGCGUCUGGGAGAUAACAAAACUGUACCAUCUGUUUUCUUAUGAAGUUGAACUGUGUGUUAUCUUUCCA